This is a messenger RNA of Rhizopus microsporus ATCC 52813, 861 nucleotides long. Its product is annotated as inorganic pyrophosphatase. The coding region runs from base 1 to 861 and encodes 286 amino acids. Gene Ontology annotation, molecular function: inorganic diphosphate phosphatase activity; magnesium ion binding. The record is from RefSeq and is a predicted model, not a curated record. Gene Ontology annotation, biological process: phosphate-containing compound metabolic process. Gene Ontology annotation, cellular component: cytoplasm; nucleus. NCBI's taxonomy places the organism in Eukaryota, Fungi, Mucoromycota, Mucoromycetes, Mucorales, Rhizopodaceae. The transcript has 7 exons.
AUGGCUGAUAUUACCACUCGUCAAGUUAGUGCUGCAAACACUCUUGAAUAUCGUCUUUACUUUGAAAAGAACGGUGUCCCUGUCUCUCCUUUCCACGACAUUCCUCUCUUUGCUAAUGAAGAAAAGACCAUCUUUAACAUGGUUGUUGAAAUUCCUCGUUGGUCCAAUGCCAAGCUUGAAAUCAGCAAGGAAAUUGCCAUGAACCCCAUCAUUCAAGAUACCAAGAAGGGUAAGCUUAGAUAUGUCCGUAACUGCUUCCCUCACAAGGGUUACAUUUGGAACUAUGGUGCUUUUCCUCAGACUUGGGAAGACCCUAACCACUCUCACCCUGAAACCAAGGCUCGUGGUGAUAAUGACCCCAUUGAUGUCAUUGAAAUUGGUGAGCAAGUUGCUCAUGUUGGUCAAAUUAAGCAAGUCAAAAUUUUGGGUGUCAUGGCUCUCUUAGAUGAAGGUGAAACUGACUGGAAAGUCAUUGCCAUUGAUAUCAAUGACCCAUUGGCUUCCAAGCUGAACGAUAUUGAAGAUGUCGAAAAGCAUCUCCCUGGUCUCAUUCGUGCUACUAACGAAUGGUUCCGUAUUUACAAGAUUCCUGAUGGCAAGCCUGAAAACGUCUUUGCUUUCAGUGGUGAAGCCAAAAACAAAAAGUACGCUACUGAUGUUGUCUUUGAAACCCACGAAGCUUGGAAACAAUUGAUCAACGGCAGUGCCGACAAGAAGGAUAUUGAUGCUACCAACACUUCUGUUGAAGGCUCUCCUUACAAGGCCGACUCUGUUGACAUCCCUGCUGCCGCCCCUCAACCUGCUGCACCUAUUGAUCCUUCUAUUGACAAGUGGUUCUUCAUCUCUGGUCACAACUUGUAA